Colletotrichum truncatum is the source of this 369-nucleotide messenger RNA. RefSeq lists its product as uncharacterized. The record is from RefSeq and is a predicted model, not a curated record. NCBI's taxonomy places the organism in Eukaryota, Fungi, Ascomycota, Sordariomycetes, Glomerellales, Glomerellaceae.
AUGGACGACAUACCGUACGAAGAGCGUGUGGAAUGGCCUCCACUGGCAGCAUUCAAGAAAGCUGGCGACGGAAGCAGUAGCAAUGGCUCUGACAGACUUUUGCCCCAGCCUCGGCGGAACAAGAGCGACGACCAAAUGGGCCUGAGCCAGGGUGACGGUAUGUACGAAGCGGGCAGAUCACAAACCUACCGUCAGAAUGGCAUCAAGGAAGAUUACCUCGGAAUCGUUCAGUCUUAUCUGUUGGCCGAGGUUGAUGAACAAGACAUUGUUAGCGAGAUCAACAUGGGCAAGCUUCCCGACAGUAUCCGCGACGUCGUCAAUGAAUUGGACAUUGUCGAAAAGAAAGAAGUUGAACGAGAGGGAAAAUAA